AUGUCUGUGACCCCUUCUGGUGAGAUGGAAAGCUUGAACUUCCUGUUCGGAGACGUCGAUAGCGCUGCAAUAUUUGCUCGUUUGCGUUCACCGUCUGGAAAGCCCCCAUGCAUAUUAGAAGUUUCUUACGAUGACGUGCUUUGGUAUUUUAGAUCUGGAUAUGUCUCUAGCAUGCAGCUCAAGGAGCUCUGUGACCAGGACCAAGGUCCAAUCGUUCCAACCCUGCUGGCUCUAUCAUACGCAUCUCAAAUCUACGCGACUCUCCCAGAUGCAACAGUUACUGUCUCGACACUCGAUCAUUGUCUCCUUAGGACUAGCUGGGCGCGUCACGCCAGUCAGUUGAAUGAUAUCCCUCUUGGAAAGCCUUCGAUGACCGGUGAGCCUGACCGGUCAUUCGCUAUAGCAGUAAUUGCUUUCUUUGAGGGGUCUCACAACAUCAAAUCGAAGGAGUUAAGAAACGUCAUUGCGCUGUCUGCGGGCGAUUCCAUCUAUGUCGCCAUGCGGCUGAUCUGCGAUCCUUUCGAAAAUCCCCAUACAUACGAAAUGAAGCGAAUACUGGGAAAUAUCGGCAAAGCUGGCCUGGUCAUGCUCAUCCCACCAAGAGAUCCUUUAGUUCGGGAAUUAGACCCGGGCAGGUGGAGAUUUGCAGAUAAUCCUGAGUUUGAUGGCAAACCGGAAGACUGUUUCACUCAGACUUCUCUCCAUCUCUCUUUUACAAGCUAUCACAUACCUGUGUUAAGCAACGAAUUUCGGGGCGAUCAGGAUAACCCUGUGUCAAUGCUUGAAUCGGUGAUCUCGGUUCGGGAUUCGGGGCUCUGGGUUGCCGACAUCAAUAUCCUCGAUGCACUUGAAAAAGACGCCCCCGUUUACAGGCUAGAUCCGCCGAAGAGAUGCGAGCAUGCAGAAGAUCUGGCGCCGGACCCGCCCAUUAAAACAAUAGGAUGUUGGGACGAUGUCCUGGACUCUCCGGAUGGGAAUUUCUUAAUCAAGGCACAUAGCAACUGGCUUGCCAGAUUAGCAGUCACUGCUGUACUGCCUAACCAUUCGAGAACGAAGCAAAGGCGAAUAACGAUUUGUCCGUCCUCCGUUUGCUGGCGUUGUGUCCAGCAAAAUUUUCCCCACAAUGCUUAUGUUUUCUGA
This is a messenger RNA of Endocarpon pusillum Z07020, 1140 nucleotides long. RefSeq lists its product as uncharacterized. The transcript is spliced from 2 exons. Lineage: Eukaryota; Fungi; Ascomycota; Eurotiomycetes; Verrucariales; Verrucariaceae. The coding region runs from base 1 to 1140 and encodes 379 amino acids. The record is from RefSeq and is a predicted model, not a curated record.